Medicago truncatula (barrel medic) is the source of this 971-nucleotide messenger RNA. RefSeq lists its product as uncharacterized. The coding region runs from base 200 to 865 and encodes 221 amino acids. The transcript is spliced from 4 exons. The record is from RefSeq and is a predicted model, not a curated record. Lineage: Eukaryota; Viridiplantae; Streptophyta; Magnoliopsida; Fabales; Fabaceae.
AUGUUUCGUGUCUAUUUUGAUAUGAAGCCCGAUGAUAAAAAGCCCGAAACAAAUCACCUAACCCUAGUGCUUUUCUCACGCAUAAAUACCCCAUUCUAAUCACCUUCACUGUCAGCCACCACUUCCUCUUCUUUCUCCCCAGACGGAUAUUUGUUCGGAUUUAAAAAUUAGACUCUUCCUCUCUCUUGGGCAUCCAAUUAUGGACGACGUUUCAUCGAACUCUCUGAAGGUAUGUUUCAUUUUCUCUCGGUUAACAUUUUUAUUUUAUUAUGUAUUAUUUAUUUUUUAUUUUUUAUUUUUUUUGUGGAAGUCCAUAGAUCCAGAAUCUGCCGAUUACGCUUCUCAAGGACCUCAAGUUCAACAAUUGGGCCUUUUCCAAUGCCAAGGUGAUCAAGGCCAAUGUCUAGAACAAAUGAUUACAAAUGCUAUGAUUCAAAUAUCUCCUGCUAUUGCUCAAGCAAUUUUAGCAAAUUUAGCUGGAAAUCAGCAUGAUCCUGCCAUGUGCCUUUUCCGAGACCAAGGUCUGCAACACAUUGUUACAAAUGCUAUGUUUCAUAUAUCUCCUGCUAUUGCACAAGCAAUUUUAGCUGUUUUGACUCAGCAACAUCAGCAGUUUGCUCGAAAUCAGCAUGAUCCUGCCAUGGUCAAUGGUGGUGGUGGAGCUAAUCUAGACGGGUUUGUGAUGUCGAAUGAUCCAUUUAAGCACAUGUGGUAUGCACGUGGAGUGGAUGGUGCUCCUGGCCCAGAUUCAAAUGCCUUCCACGAUCUUGGGCUCUUUGGUGAUGGAUUUGAUGUCGUUUUUGAAAUUGCCCUGCGAAACUAUAACCUAGGCUCUUGUUUUGCUGAUGUGAGAAAGGGCAGUUAAACUUAAACAUUUCGUUUUGUUCCUUUAUAAGUUACUGUUACUUUAAUAUCUCGUCAGCUUUAGUUGUUUGUAAUGAAGACAAAUUCUACUUUUUUUAUUUAUUGAG